UUUGAUCGAUGACUGAAUGUUGCUAGUAUCGCUGAUAUCCGGUGUCCGGUGUUAUCUUGAUUAUUGUUACAUAUAUUCUGUUAAUUUCUCUAUAAAGGGUUAAUAUAGAAAGAAAUAGAAUAAAUGUAAGAAAAUAGUGUAAAGUUUAAGAGAUGAAAUUAAGUAACUGAUAAUUAUAGACCUUACAAAAAUAUGGAGGAUCAGGAUCCAACAAGUAUUAUCAAUAUGAUAAAAGAUCUACGUUCUGGAACAGAAUCCUAUCGUGAAAGUAUUGGAGUACCAGUGCGAUACUCAGGAACUGGCUAUAUACGUUCAAAAUUCAAUGAAAGUGAUGACAGCAUUAUUUCACCAAAACGGCAAAAAUUAGAUGACUCGAAUACAUCUAUAGUUAACAAAACUCAAUCUGAUUCUGUCCCAGGUAGUCCUUGGGAAUGGCGACGUAUGAAAGGAGAGGUUAUAUCAUUAAAGAGUAGAUUGACUCAACAAGAGGCAACUGUACAACAACUACAUAAUAUACGCAGACAGAUGGAAGAAAUUUUUGAGAAGGAGAAAGGUCUUUUGCAAGUCCAGGUAGAACAGGAUUCGCAAACCAUUCAGCAGUUAGAAGUCAGACUUGAUGUUGCACGACGGACAAUCCAAGAUACCAAAGAAGCACAAGCUGUUGCAGAGAAAGAAUGGUCCCAAGUAAGGAACAAUUUAGAAAACAAAAUAGCAUCAUUGUUAACUGAAAAUGCAAAAUUAUCGGAGAAUCUGAGAAAUACGUCUACAAAAGAAAAAUCUCCUCCUCCUCAAGAUACUAGCGAAUCAAAUGAAUUACAAUUAAAAUUGGAAACUGUGGAAGCUAAAACAACAAUGUUGGAGGAAAGGAUUAAAGAAUAUCUCAAGAUGCAACAGGACUAUGAAUUGCAAAAUGUGGAACUACAGAAUAUGAAAAUUAAGCUAGAAAAACUCGAGUCAGAAAGAGCAUUAUGGGAAGAAGGCAAAAUGUGUAGGAAGAGCUUGAAUAUAGCGAAAAAGACUAUUGCAGUUCUAAAAGAGUCAGUCAGAGAGAAAUUACUCUUAGAGGAGCAAAUGGCCAAUAUGACGAAAAGGCUAGAGCACACUGAAAAAGUAGAGCAACAAGUGGCGAUAUUGGAGGCAAAGCGGUCCGAGCUUGCGCUUCGCUUGCAAGAAUACGAAACGAUUGGCAUUACUGGCGGACCAACGGCAGUGAAGCGAGAGCUGAACCGACUUCAACAAGCUGAAGUGGACUUGAGAUCAGAGGAAGGUCAGCUCAGAUCAAAAUUGGAUGCGGUUUUGCGAGAGUCACAGAACUUGUCAAAGAAUUAUGAAGACGCGAAGAAAUUGGCUACCGAUGUGACAUCAUCAAAGGAAAAACUAAAUAAGCUUGUAAGCAGACUGCAAAAGAAGAUGAUUCUCGUCACCAGAGAAAGAGAUAGUUAUAGACAGCAAUUAGACUUGUACGAGAAAGAGAUAACAGUGGAUGGCAACAAUGCGAUGACCGAGAGAAUACCGGCUCUAGAACGCGCUAUAGAUGGAUACAGGGACUUAGUUAAUAAAUUGGAAGCAGAUCUUCAAGCGGCCGAGACUGGCACGCAGAAGAACGAGUAUAAUAAACUGAGAGAAGAGAUCGAGCAAUUGAAAGGCGAGCUCGAGCAUCGUGCGUUAAAGGGCGACUUCAAUUGCAACGCUCGAGUUCUACAUUUUACAAUGAAUCCCUCGGCAAUAGCGGAGAAACAAGCCGAGGAAAAACAAGCGACUCUGUUACGAGAACUAGAAGAGCUUCGAGCUAAAGUGGGAUCAGGAAACUAUGGCACGACCACAUCAUUGUUGCAGACGCAAGAAAUUACAGAAUUGAAACAAACACAUGAAAUAAAGAUAGCGCGCUUGAAAGAGGCUUUUAAGGCAUCAUCACAGGAAUAUCGCCAAGCGUGUUAUCAGCUAUUUGGUUGGAGAGUGGACCGAACAAAAGAAGGUUAUUAUAAGCUAUUGAGUCAAUAUGCAGAAUCACCAGAAGAUUUUCUUUUCUUCCAUGUAGGAGAAGAAGGCGUGGAUUUGUUGGAGACCGCCUUCUCCACAAACCUAAGUAACCUGAUUGAGCAAUAUUUGCAAAGACAGCACAGUGUUCCUAUGUUUCUUAAUGCUGUACAAUCCGAUCUUUUUAGUCAACAAACUGUAACACAUACAAAUGUCGUGACAUAAUACUGAUCUAUGUUUUUAAUGAAACCAAUAUUUUUAUUUAUAAAUUUCUCCAAGCUUCAAUAUACUAUAAUGUAAUAUUAGUUGAAUUACAUUAAAUGCUAAACACCUAAUAAAUUUUUAUAUUUCU
Messenger RNA from Formica exsecta, 2329 nucleotides. It is a transcript of the gene Mad1, whose product is annotated as mitotic spindle assembly checkpoint protein MAD1. Gene Ontology annotation, cellular component: mitotic spindle; kinetochore; nuclear envelope. Gene Ontology annotation, biological process: mitotic spindle assembly checkpoint signaling; attachment of mitotic spindle microtubules to kinetochore. Lineage: Eukaryota; Metazoa; Arthropoda; Insecta; Hymenoptera; Formicidae. The record is from RefSeq and is a predicted model, not a curated record.